GCUGCGGGAACGGAUGGCGGCCUGGGCCCGGUAGCAGCGGCGGCUCUACGGCCCGGGGCCCCGGGCCAGAGGAGGUGGCGGCUCCCGGGACCGGCCGCGCGCAAUGAUGUUGUCCACUGGGCAUGUACUGACCAAUGUGGCAGGUCUGAGAACAUAGCUGAAGCUGAAAAUAGGAAAGCUGGGGGCAAGGAAGAGCCUUGAAUCUUGAGGUGGGACGUUGACUCUAAGAUGUCCUUGAGCAGUGGAGCCUCCGGAGGGAAAGGAGUGGAUGCAAACCCGGUUGAGACAUACGACAGUGGGGAUGAAUGGGACAUUGGAGUAGGGAAUCUCAUCAUUGACCUGGACGCCGAUCUGGAAAAGGACCAGCAGAAACUGGAAAUGUCAGGCUCAAAGGAGGUGGGGAUACCGGCUCCCAAUGCUGUGGCCACACUACCAGACAACAUCAAGUUUGUGACCCCAGUACCAGGUCCUCAAGGGAAGGAAGGCAAAUCAAAAUCCAAAAGGAAUAAGAGUGGCAAAGACACUAGCAAACCCACUCCAGGGACUUCCCUGUUCACUCCAAGUGAGGGGGCAGCUAGCAAGAAGGAGGUGCAGGGACGCUCAGGAGAUGGUGCCAAUGCAGGAAGCCUGGUUGCUGCUAUUGCUCCCAAGGGCUCAGAGAAGGCGACUAAGGCAUCCCGUAGUAUAGCCGGCUCUAAAAAGGAGAAGGAGAACAGCUCAUCUAAGAGCAAGAAGGAGAGAAGCGAAGGAGUGGGGACUUGUUCAGAAAAGGAUCCUGGGGUCCUCCAGCCAGUCCCUUUGGGAUCACGGGGUGGUCAGUAUGAUGGAAGUGCAGGGGUGGAUACAGGAGCUGUGGAGCCACUUGGGAGUAUAGCUAUUGAGCCUGGGGCAGCGCUCAAUCCCUUGGGAGCUAAACCGGAGCCAGAGGAAGGGGAGAAUGAGUGUCGCCCGCUAAAGAAAGUCAAGUCUGAAAAGAUGGAGUCCCCUGUCUCUACACCAGCAGUGCUGCCGCUGCACCUUUUGGUGCCAGUGGUCAGUAAUGACAUCUCAUCUCCCUGUGAGCAGAUUAUGGUUCGUACUCGAUCAGUCGGGGUCAACACAUGUGAUGUGGCUCUAGCCACCGAGCCUGAAUGCCUGGGCCCCUGUGAACCCGGGACAAGUGUCAACCUCGAGGGCAUUGUGUGGCAGGAAACAGAAGAUGGGAUGCUGGUGGUGAACGUAACGUGGAGGAACAAGACGUAUGUAGGUACCCUUCUCGACUGCACACGGCAUGACUGGGCACCACCCAGGUUCUGUGACUCCCCCACCAGUGACUUGGAAAUGCGGAAUGGUCGGGGCAGAGGCAAACGCAUGCGCCCCAACAGUAACACACCCGUCAACGAGACGGCCGCAGCCUCUGACAGCAAAGGGACCAGCAGCAGCAGCAAAACCCGAGCAGGAGCCAAUAGCAAAGGCCGCCGGGGCAGCCAGAACUCCUCAGAGCAUCGCCCACCUGCCAGUAGCACCUCCGAGGAUGUCAAGGCCAGCCCUUCCUCAGUGAAUAAGCGGAAAAGCAAACCUCUUUCAGACAUGGAGCUGAAUUCUAGCUCAGAGGACUCCAAAGGGAGCAAGCGUGUCCGUACAAAUUCCAUGGGCUCAGCCACUGGCCCCCUCCCUGGGACCAAGGUGGAAACCACUGUUCUAGACAGAAAUUGUCCCUCCCCAGUCCUGAUCGACUGUCCCCACCCAAACUGUAACAAAAAGUACAAGCACAUCAAUGGACUUAAGUACCAUCAGGCUCACGCCCACACAGACGACGACAGCAAGCCGGAAGCAGAUGGAGACAGUGAGUACGGAGAGGAGCCCCCACUCCACGCAGACCUCGGGAGCUGCAAUGGCGCGUCUGUCUCCCAGAAAGGUUCCUUGUCCCCUGCCCGCUCAGCUACCCCCAAAGUUCGACUCGUAGAGCCCCACAGCCCUUCUCCUUCCAGCAAGUUCAGCACAAAAGGCCUCUGUAAGAAAAAGCUGAGUGGAGAAGGGGACACAGACCUUGGAGCCUUGUCCAAUGACGGCUCUGACGACGGACCCUCGGUAAUGGACGAAACAAGCAACGAUGCCUUUGAUUCUUUGGAAAGGAAGUGUAUAGAAAAAGAAAAGUGUAAAAAACCCUCCAGUUUGAAACCUGAAAAGAUGCCUUCCAAGAGCUUAAAGUCAGCCCGGCCCAUCGCCCCGGCCAUCCCCCCGCAGCAGAUCUACACCUUCCAGACCGCCACCUUCACAGCCGCCAGCCCAGGCUCCUCCUCGGGCCUGACCACCACGGUGGUCCAGGCCAUGCCCAACAGCCCCCAGCUCAAACCCAUUCAGCCCAAGCCCACUGUGAUGGGAGAACCUUUCGCAAUCAACCCUGCCUUGACUCCAGCCAAGGACAAGAAAAAGAAAGACAAAAAAAAGAAGGAGUCUUCAAAGGAACUUGAAAGUCCUCUGACUCCUGGGAAGGUGUGUCGAGCAGAAGAAGGCAAAAGCCCGUUCAGGGAACCAUCAGGAGAUGGGGUGAGAACGGAGGGGCUCCUAAAUGGCUCGUCGGACCCCCACCAGAGCCGACUGGCUAGCAUCAAGGCCGAAGCUGAUAAGAUCUACAGCUUCACAGACAACGCCCCCAGCCCUUCCAUUGGAGGCGGCAGCCGCCUGGACAGUGCCACCCCGACCCAGCCCCUGACUCCCUUACACGUAGUGACUCAGAAUGGAGCGGAAGCGGGCUCAGUCAAGACCAACAGCCCUGCCUACUCCGACAUCUCGGACGCCGGGGAGGAUGGGGAGGGCAAAGUGGAUGGUGUCAAAUCAAAGGACCCUGAACAGUUGGUUAAAGAAGGGGCUAAGAAAACUCUUUUCCCCGCUCAGCCACAGAGCAAAGACUCCCCAUAUUACCAAGGCUUUGAGAGCUACUACUCUCCAAAUUACGCACAGUCCAGCCCAGGGGCGCUGAACCCCGGCAGCCAGGCAGGAGUGGAAAGCCAGGCCCUGAAGGCAAAAAAGGACGAGGAGCCUGAGAGCACAGAGGGGAAAGUCAAGAGCGAUGCCUGCGAGGACAAGAAGCCAGAGAUGAGCAGCUCCAGUCAGCAGCCCUCGGUCAUCCAGCAGCGGCCCAGCAUGUACAUGCAGUCCCUCUACUACAACCAGUAUGCCUACGUGCCCCCCUACGGCUACAGUGACCAGGGCUACCAUACCCACCUCCUGAGCACCAACACGGCCUACCGGCAGCAGUACGAGGAGCAGCAGAAGCGGCAGAGCUUGGAGCAGCAGCAGCGGGGACUGGACAAGAAGGCAGAGCUGGGUCUGAAGGAGCGGGAGGCAGCACUCAAGGAAGAGUGGAAGCAAAAGCCGUCGAUUCCGCCAACUCUCACCAAGGCCCCCAGCCUGACAGACCUGGUGAAGUCAGGACCCAGCAAGGCCAAGGAGCCAGGGGCUGACCCUGCCAAAUCGGUCAUUAUUCCCAAGUUAGAUGACUCUUCCAAACUCCCCAACCAGGCCCCAGAAACACUUAAAAUGAAGCUGAGUGAGGCCAGCCACCUAGGCAAGGAGGCCCCUGAGGCUAAGACAGGGGCUGAGUGUGGCCGCCAGGCAGAGGUGGAUCCGAUACUCUGGUACCGACAGGAAGCAGAGCCCCGGAUGUGGACAUACGUUUACCCUGCCAAGUACUCAGACCUCAAGUCAGAAGAUGAGCGGUGGAAAGAGGAGCGGGACCGCAAAUUGAAGGAGGAAAGGAGUCGGAGUAAGGACUCUGUCCCCAAGGAGGAUGGGAAAGAAAGCACAAGUAGUGACUGCAAGCUGCCCACGUCUGAGGAACCCCGCCUUGGGAGCAAGGAGCCCCGACCAAGUGUCCAUGUGCCUGUGUCCUCCCCACUCACCCAGCACCAGUCCUACAUCCCCUACAUGCACGGCUACUCCUACAGCCAGUCCUAUGACCCCAGCCACCCCAGCUACCGGGGCAUGCCUGCUGUGAUGAUGCAGAACUACCCAGGUUCCUACCUGCCUUCUAGCUACUCUUUCUCCCCAUAUGGCAGCAAGGUCUCAGGGGGCGAUGAUGCCGACAAGGCACGAGCCAGCCCCAGUGUCGGCUGUAAAUCCAGCUCAGAGUCCAAAGCCCUGGACAUCUUGCAGCAGCACGCCAGUCACUACAAGAGCAAGUCCCCCACGAUAAGUGAUAAAACUUCUCAGGAGAGAGAUCGGGGAGGCUGUGGGGUGGUUGGGGGUGGUGGCAGCUGCAGCAGCAUCGGGGGAGCGGGCACCAGUGAAAGGAGUGUAGACCGGCCCCGCACCUCCCCUUCCCAGCGCCUGAUGUCCACACACCACCACCACCACCACUUGGGCUACUCCUUGCUCCCGGCACAGUACAACCUACCCUACGCAGCAGGGCUCUCUUCUACAGCCAUUGUUGCCAGCCAGCAAGGCUCAACUCCCUCGCUGUACCCACCGCCCCGGAGGUGAGAAUGAACACCAAGUGCCCGGAUAAAGUCAGCCUCACGGGCCGGAACUGGCUCACCCAAGGAGGUGAUGGAGGUGCCAUUUAGACAUCAGUUAAAUGGUGUUGAUCAUCCUGUUUGCCGUGUUCCCACCAUGACUGAAGGCAGACCCUUGGCUAUCUCGCCUCCACCGGGCCCCCGGACUCCCCCACCCUCCCUCUUCCUCAGGAGCUGGAGAGCUGGUACUUAGCAAAAAUAUUUAUUCUCUCGGCCACAGUCGUGACUGUUGUGGCCUCUGUGGAGAUGAAGGCACGGGGAGCAACCAGGGGAAAGUGGCCUCAGCCCAGAGAAGUCACUGCUCUGUUCCCCAAACCCGAGUCACCUGCCGGAGGAGCACCACCCCCCAGGGAGGGCCCCCCCCAGCCCUGGGUAAGGUCCGAAGACAGCACAGCAGCCAUGCCCUCUCACCAUCAUUGCCACCGUGACCAGACCCUGUGUCUCCCCGACGGUCUGGGCCCUGCAAAUUGGCAGCACGUGGAGGAAUGAGAAUCUCAGGAAAGAAAUUGGGGGCUGUUUUCUCUACAAUUGUGAAAACAAGGUCUUCAAAUGUGAAGACUUCUCCCCUCUCCCAUGAGCACAUUUAAAUGCUCAGAGCCCAGCCUGGAAAGGAAGAUUGAGGUACCCGCCCCCACCAAGGCCUUGGGCUGUCCGUCAAGCAGAGGGCCAGGGGUCCCCACACCAGCACAGGGCUCCCCAGGGAUACUGGGGGUCAGCUGGAGCUGGAGCAUGAAUGGAGUCUGUGAAGUAGAACCCGUGCCCCCACUAAGUCCUGCUGCUUCUUAGCCAACACUUGCCCUUGUCUCUCUUCCCUCCUGACCCCUUGGUGCCUUUCCCAGGGGGAGCCCCACACUGAUCUCUCUUCUUCUCUGCUGCUUGGUUCUUGAGACUCAGGCAGGUAAAGCAGUUUUCCCCAGCCUGGGUAGCCUUGGAUUCUGCCCGGUCACCUGAGGGCAAGGCCCAGAGGCAAUUCUUAAGAGAUGUCCUGUCCAUUCAGCCAUGUGAGUGUCCUUCUUAUGUAGGGCCACAAAUACAGCCCAGUUCCUCUGUAUACAGUAUGUGGUUUUGCAUCUCCGCCUAUAACCCCGUGUGUGCCAAUAUGAGCCUCGUUUCUUGUAUCACAGAUUUUUUGUUUUAGGGACCACUGACCAGGGGAGGUUAUGUGUCCCUCAGACCCUGGCAUGAGACAUCAAGCCAUCACUCCUCUGAGCCACGGAGUGCGCUCAGUGGGAGCUGUGCUGAGAAGCAGCAGGCAUCCCUCUGCUCUCCUUAGAAACGCAGUCUCCCGUCCAAGCUCUGCGCUCUGAGUACUGGGCAUGGACGAUGAUUUGGUGGCUUUGUUGGGGUCACUUCUUCCCCAAGGCAUGGGGAGCUUUAGCUCUUUCUUUGCUUUUGAGGUAUCAUCCCUUUGUUCUCCUCCUCUCCUGUCCUUGACCUUCUGGAUUGAGAGAAAGAUAGACCGACAGACACCAGCCUAGGCUACAGAGAGGUAUUUGUGACCAGAGUGCCAAAAGCGACCAUGUGAAAGCAGGGUCUUGACUGACAGUGUGGGGCAUGGAGGUGGAGGGCAGUGAGUAAGCACAAUGUCCUGCAGGGGCUGCUUUCCAAGGGCCCCCCGAGCCCUCCUGUGGAGAGCCUCAGGCUCUUUUGCCCAAGAGGAACCCCUCUGGCCUAUAGACCUUUCCUCCAGGUUUUAUGUUCUUGUUCCAGUUGGGUUCUGAGCCCAUCCAAAAAACUCGCCGUUUCAGGCCUCUUAGCAGGCCCCCAAGCAGACUCCCUCCUUCCCUCUGCCUCCUGCCGCCUCAGCGGGCAGUGCUCUAGCAGUGACUUCCCUUUCAUCCGCAGAAUAGUUGGUGUGGACACCUCACCUCACCCGAGUCACCACCAACCAAGAUGACUGAAUUUCAGCCUGAGUAUGCCCUCCCACACUCCUGUGGGGUGAAGCCAAGGGCCUGUCUCUUUUCCUGUUGGUUUUUUCAAUAUUGUUGUGUUUUGUAUUUGUGGUGCUGGCUUACAGCGUGCUCUGUACAUAUUGUAAAGAAAUCGUUUGGAAUAAUUUUUCCCCAUCGGGUGGGCAUGGUCUGCAUUCCUGCCCUUUCUACUUUGUUCUGUGACACAGAGAAGAGGAAAUCCGUAUUAGCAGGGCAGCCCUGGGUUCUACAGAAGGGAACAGCUUUUUCUUUUUCCUUUUCCCCCUUAAAAAACAUUUGGCUCUUGGCUCCUGCCCCGAAGAGCAGAUAGAAGCCAGUAACAGUAGGACGGCACUACCUCUCCCUGGUCCCUGACCCUCCUGGUCUCAGAUCCUUGCCAGGUCCAGUCUCCCUUCCCUGCAAGAGCAUGAAGCAGCAGCAGUGGAGGAAACAGAUCCUUGACGAGUGCCCAGUGAAGGAUUUUCUGUCCCCCUCCAGCCUCUGUACAUGGGGAGGAGAAACACAGGUGAUGGAACCUGUGGCACCCAUGACCUGGUCAGAGGGACAAGACAUGCAGCAAGGACUCCCUCUCCACCCUUCCCUGUGAGCAAAAACUAGAAAAGUUUACCGCUAAGGCCCCAGAUCACCAGACCGAGGCUCUCGAAGCCCCGCCACCCCCCCAUCCCCCUCCCGCCCCUGGGAGCCAAGGCCUGGAGCUGCUGCUCAGGAUGGACAUCCUCUUCCUCCCCACUCAAGGUAUCACCGCCCUUCAUCCCCUUCCCCUAUCUGUACAUGUAUGUGUACAUGUAUGACAUUUCCUUAUCUCACCCCCUCCGUACAUCAAGGUCAAAGGCCACAUGCAGAAUGGUUAAGAGGGCACACCCCAUGAAAUGAAAUGGCAAUUCUUGAAUCUCUUCUCUCCAGGCUCCAAGGUGGGGGUGGGGCAACCAGGCCUCAGUAGUGGGAGGGUAAGACGCAGAAGGGCUAAGAGUUGCAUACAGGUUUUGAGGUCACCCGUGUCACUAAUCCUCCCAUAUAUCCUAUCGCCAUCCCACUGUCUACUCUGAUGCCCCCAAGAUUCCACUGGGCAGCUAGCUGGCCCCAUAACUCUGGGCCUCUGUUACUUGUUUUAUCACUAGGGCAUUCCCAGGAUGCUUUCUGAUGAUCCUCUGCCACGGGCCCCUCCUGGGAUUGUGCCCCUCCCACGUCCCAUCCCAGCCCCUCCUGCCCCAGCCCACCCGCUUGCCUUGGUGCUCAGCCCCCCAUUGGGAGCAGGUUGGGGCGAGCUGGAGGCCCGGGCUGGAGGGGCAGUGUUGCUGUUCAUAGCUUUUGUUCCAUUGGCGUUGCUUUGUUGGAUUUAAUUUCAGUCUUCCUGAUUCUUCCCUUCUGUAAAGUGUACAUUACCAAGUUCCUUGUUUUUUUAUAUAUAUAUAUAAAUAUAUAUAUAUACAAACUGUACUCUUUUUGCCUUUGUACAUUCAGGCAAGAAGAGAAAAAUAAAUCUUUUUAAGAGACAAUCACAAAUCUGUGAGGGCUGCUGGUUAUUUCUCCUGGAGUUUGCUGCUGAGCUGCCUCCUCCUCCUUCCUCCCCACCUUUCCAUUCCCUCAGCUUCCCCGCCUUCCUGGUCCUGCUCCUGCUCCUGCUCCUGCUCCAUGCGCAUCCUCAGCCCCACCUUCUCUGGCUGAUGGCAAGCUGUUGAACCCAGUGUCCAGACUACCUGCCCUGCAGUCCUCUCCUGCCCAGCAUUGCUUUUCAGCUUGGCCACUGGCUAACCCAGGAGCUUUAACUGGUGUCCUGGCCUCUCCUCCUUUCCCUUAGAUCCCAUUCACCGAAGUGGCUUUGGACCCCUGGGUACUCUGGGACCUCCCAGAGACCCUGGUUUUGGACACUCACCUGCGAAACUAUGCAGCUAGGAGCUUUCUGCCUAAGCGUUUGCACUAUUUCAACCUGCUUGGGAGUUAGAACAGAUGGUUUUUUAGAAAAUGAGUGGGACACUCCCCCCAGACUCCAGCCUCCAGAGAAUCAUUCCCGGUUGGUGGGCUUCCGUGGCUGCCCCAUCAGAACAGGUGCUAAGGGUUUACCUACGGGUCAAGAGCAUGUGAUCAGAAUCUCAAAGGGCGGUACAUCCUAAAACAGCCCAACCAAAUCACUGUUGCACCUCUUCUCCCUCUUGAUUUCUCCUCCCCUCCUUCUGUUUCCUUUUCUUAAUUGGCUCUGGAACUGAAGUAUUUUUUAAAUUAUUUGUUGUAUUUAUUGAAUAAAGUUUUUAAUAUCCCUGUUCUUAAAUUUAGACUUAGUUUGCCUUUCACAUCUUCCCUCUCUAUCAUCCCCCCAAAUACUCUACCUUUAAGUUGCUUUUUUAAUUGGAGUGCAGAUUUUGGGUGCCUGCUGUAUUUCUUUGCUGUCGGUGGUCUUAUCCAGCAAAGGCUUUUCUUUUUGGAAGGGAAAUCUCACCUAGGUUUCCGAUUUGACCUAACUCCAGCUGUUUUAAAGAGGACCCACCAGUAGGUGGCAGCAGAAUCAGGCAUAUUCCCUGUCCACUCGGCUAGCUUUGGGGACAAUAAAGGACUGAGUGUUGUCUUGGUGCUUCAACCUGUCUUGUAAGUUCCUUGGGUUUGAGUUUUACCAUC
Messenger RNA from Artibeus jamaicensis (Jamaican fruit-eating bat), 9037 nucleotides. It is a transcript of the gene ZNF609, whose product is annotated as zinc finger protein 609. The record is from RefSeq and is a predicted model, not a curated record. Bases 229 to 4464 code for a protein of 1411 amino acids. The transcript has 10 exons. Gene Ontology annotation, cellular component: nucleus. Gene Ontology annotation, biological process: regulation of transcription by RNA polymerase II. Lineage: Eukaryota; Metazoa; Chordata; Mammalia; Chiroptera; Phyllostomidae.